Molecule: messenger RNA, 675 nt
Organism: Clunio marinus
Lineage: Eukaryota; Metazoa; Arthropoda; Insecta; Diptera; Chironomidae
Source: the annotation of a GenBank genome assembly
UCAUAAUAGAAGAAUAUCUUAAAAAUUGAACAUUUAUCCCGUGAACAUCAUUAAGGGAUAGAUUGAUAGAUAUCUACAUGAAUUAUGCGGCUAACAACUAACAAUCUUUGCAACAAAAUCACAUUAAAUACAAUCAAAUGUAUUCUUCAAUGUUGGAUUGUGCUUUUGAUUGCCGGCUGUCCUUCUCAUAACAACGGAUUAUCAUCAUUUUUAAACACAAAAAACGACGAAAUGUUACGUAAGAAUGAGUUUCUGCUGAUGCCCCAUGUCCCAAAUCGAGAUGAUUAUAGCAAUAAAUCGAACACAUCAUCAAACGUUCCCCCUGGCUAUAAUGAAACGAGCGAACCAAGUGAUCUUAAUCUAAACACACAAAAUCAUAAUUUUCUCAUGGAAAAUCACAACAAUCAAAACAACAUCGUCAUGAUUAAUGAGAAUGAUGAAAGUUAUUUUGAAAUAUUUAAAACGCCGAUGAAAUUUGGCACUGACAACAACACAAAAGUGACAGCACAGAUUGGCACAACUGCACAUUUGCCUUGCACAAUUCAUAAUAUUGGAGAGGGUGUGGUUUCAUGGAUACGACGAAAAGAUUAUCAUUUAUUGACAGUUGGACUUACAACUUAUAGCAGUGACGAACGAUUCAGCGCUACUCAUUUGAAAAACUCCGAAGUACGGUGA